GGCCAUUUCCUUUGUCGUCUUCCGAAUUUUUGGUGCGUUUUGAGGUUUAGACGUUUUUAUCUCGGACUUUUAUAAUUACUUUUUUAUGUUUACGCCAAAGUCCAAACGCCGUUUCAAAAUUCAAGCCAAGUACCGUAGUACGCAACAACGUGUUUUUUCUCCGUUUAUUGCUCCGAGACUUAGGAAUUGGCCUACAGUUGGCCAAUUAUUGUGCACCUCUACGGUUUUGUGUACUAUUUGUAAAUCACGUCAGUUAGAGUCUGGUUCUUAAGGCAGUUUUAAAUAUCAAUAUAUCGUUUUUGCUGAAUGCCUGAAUCUAUCGUACGACAAUACAACAAACUACUCCAUAAACUAUGUUGAUGUCGUCCAACCAUAAUUAGCCGGAGGUAAAGUUGACCAACAACCUUAAAACGCCGACCGAAUCAACCUGGAUCCUCUACUUUCAAAAAGUGAAUCUCCGAAAAAGCAAUGAUUCUAGUGAAACUGCUAACCGGUGACGACGACGAAAAUAUGGGCUACUCUAAGAGUAUUGCGGAAUGGGCAGCGAUUGAAAUCCAAGGAGAACUCGAAUCUCGUCAUAACACUCCUCUGGAGUGCCAAUAUGUCGGAGAUCUGUUCGCCACCGUUAAAGACAACGUGCCCAUAUUAAUCAUCGGCCAUCAUAUCCUUUACGGGAAAAUGGAAACUUUUGCCAGGCCGUUGGCCGUGAUGAAGAAAGAGGUUAUUUCCGGGGAAAAAGGAGAAGGUGGGGAAUACACGGUGGUAGCCGUGGUCACUAAGAAACUGUUGUUCAAAAAUAGACCGAAGCCCAUUAUAGCCAAUGUUAACAAGACUUAAAACUAAAUGCUUUUUGGUAUUUUUCACUUAUUUCGUUUUAACUUUGUAACGUGUACAUCGAAUUACUCUCAGUAUUUUAUGUUCAAUACAUACACAUAACUAUAAUUAAAAAAUGUUCUGAUGUUCAAGUAAAUUGAUUUUAUAAUUAUUAUCUUUUUUGGCAUAUUCUAUAAUGUAAAUAUUUUUAAACGCCCGUUACUCCUUAAAAUUGUACACGAUGCAACAAAACAUGCAGCCGUGAAGUUUGCCAAUGCCAAGGCGCUCAGGCGUUUUACGGCUGUACAUUUAUUUGCCUACCCUUUAUGCCGCACGCUAUACGAUUUCAUUAUUUAUGAAUACAAUAUAAUAACCUACCUCAA
This is a messenger RNA of Adelges cooleyi (spruce gall adelgid), 1196 nucleotides long. Its product is annotated as chromosome transmission fidelity protein 8 homolog. Gene Ontology annotation, biological process: mitotic sister chromatid cohesion. Gene Ontology annotation, cellular component: Ctf18 RFC-like complex. NCBI's taxonomy places the organism in Eukaryota, Metazoa, Arthropoda, Insecta, Hemiptera, Adelgidae. The record is from RefSeq and is a predicted model, not a curated record. The coding region runs from base 469 to 837 and encodes 122 amino acids. The transcript has 2 exons.